AUUCUCAUGUGUGCCAUUUGUAAGCUACGACCAGACCACCACUGUAAUGGCCGGCAGGCUGGCUAGCUGGCUCAUCCCAAUGUUUUAUAUCCUCUGCACCAGGGAAGCACCACCCAUACCGAAGCCACUAUGAAACUCCAUCCCCUAGGUCUCUUCCUGCUCUCUUGCACUUGGCUGCUACUAUGUGCUGCCGCGCCGGUGACGGUGAGAGCAGGCAUCCGGCGUGAAGCGGAAGCGCUAGUGAAUUGGAAGGCUAGCUUGGUCAGUGCGGAUGACUCCCUUGGAUCAUGGUCGUUGGCCAACUCCACCAGCCUUUGCAAGUGGACGCACAUCACUUGCAACUCGGCUGGGCACAUGACAGAGCUCCUUCUUAUGCAGACAAGUUUGAACGGCACACUUGACAGGUUCGACUUCUCGGCUUUUCCCCACCUGAAGAGUCUCACCUUGUUCAGCAAUGGUCUAUAUGGUACAAUUCCAGCAGGGAUUGGCAACCUGACGAGCUUGGCCCAGUUGUAUAUCUUCAAUAAUACAUCUUUGAGGGGUGCAAUUCCGCACAGCAUUGGACAACUUAAGCACCUUUCUGAACUGUAUCUAUCACUCCUGGGGCUCGAUAGCAAUCUAUCUGAAGAGAUUGGUAACUUGACGACAUUGGAGGAGCUCCAUCUUCACUCGGUUACUUUGACCGGGUCAAUUCCACGAACAAUUGGGAAGCUGGUGAAGCUCCGCGAGCUCAGCAUGCAAAAGAACAAUCUGACAGGGAGCAUCCCACUUGAGAUUGGAAACAUCACACAACUAAACAACCUGCAAUUAUGGUAUAACUAUUUACAAGGGCAGCUACCAGGUACCAUCUCUAAUUUGGCGUCACUCCAGGAAUUGGUUCUGACAGGAAACCAGCUCGGAGGCCACAUCAUCUCUGAGUUUGGGAAUAGCAGCCUCCUGGAUACAGUUGAUAUUGAAAGGAACAACUUCUCCGGGCUGUUCCCGUCAUCCAUUUGCAUAGGAGGACGGCUGCGUAUUGUGAGUGCUAGGUCCAAUGGAUUCACGGGCAUUCACCACCACACCUUCCGAAACUGCACAUCCCUGAGGUAUGUUGACUUCACGGCAAACAACAUUGUUGCAGAUAUAAAGGACUGUGUUGGCGAGCAUCCAUGGCAGCUUAGCAUGAUGAGUUUGGGUCAAAAUCACUUGUAUGGCAGGCUACUGACAGAUGGGGGCAAGGUAUUCAUUUGUAACUCUACUUAUUUAACCUUCCUAGACCUAUCAAACAAUUUGUUAGAUGGAGGUCUCCCCAAGUGUUUGUGGGACAUGCCAAGUUUGGGAUACAUGGAUCUUUCCAGCAAUUCUUUCAGUGGUGUAGUUCCCUCUUGGAAGACUUGCGAAGAUAAUCUUAUCUGUUUACGCCUAGCCAAUAACCAUUUGAAAGGAACCUUUCCUUUGGGUCUUAGGAAAUGCAAAAACCUUAUCAGUCUAGAUCUUGGAGGCAAUAAUUUCUCAGGUAGAAUACCUUCUUGGAUAAGCAAGAGCUUGCCAAAUCUCAUUGUUCUUCGAUUGUCAUCAAAUAUGUUUGGUGGAAUCAUACCCCACCAGAUAUUAAAAUUCCAGCAACUCCAUGUAUUGGACUUGUCAAAAAACAACCUCAGUGGACCCAUUCCAGACAAUUUUACCAAUUUUACUGGCAUGGUACAUAAUGCAGAAGACAUUGUCUCGGACAAUAAUCUAAGAUUUGAGAUAAUUAGUGGGCAGACUCAAAUAGUUUGGAAAGGUGCGGAUCAUGGUUUCCCAAUCCUAAUGGUAGGUAUUGUGGGUAUCGACUUAUCUGGCAACUCUCUGUCACAAGAGAUUCCAAAGGGGCUCACAACCCUUCUUGGACUGAGGUAUCUGAACUUAUCAGGAAAUCAUUUGUUGGGCUGCAUUCCCGAAGACAUUGGCAAUCUAGUACUGCUGGAAUCCUUGGACCUUUCUCUGAACCGACUCUCGGGAGAAAUUCCUCCAAGCUUUGCAGGUUUGAAGAGCAUAACCGCUCUGAACCUCUCGAGUAACAAUUUAUCGGGGUUGAUACCUAUGAGCGAUCAGCUGCGAACGCUCCCAGAUCCAUCCAUAUACAGCAACAAUCCAGGGUUAUGUGGUUUCCCCUUGGAGGGCUGUGUAGACUCGCCGACAUCGACGCAAAGCGGAAUGAGCCAGGCUGAAGACAACAGGGAGGCAUUGUGGCUGUAUUGCUUUGUGGCUGCUGGGUUCAUCUUUGGGUUCUGGCUGUACUGCGGCAUGUUCUGGUUUUACAGCGAGACCUGGAGGUGUGCAUUCUAUCAGUAUGUGGACAACAUGCAAGGGAAGGUAACCAAGAAGAUGUAUAGCUGCAUGUCAUACUUCCAGGCCAAGGUCCAUGGAUGA
This is a messenger RNA of Triticum dicoccoides, 2391 nucleotides long. Its product is annotated as receptor-like protein 12. The record is from RefSeq and is a predicted model, not a curated record. The transcript has a single exon. Bases 130 to 2391 code for a protein of 753 amino acids. NCBI's taxonomy places the organism in Eukaryota, Viridiplantae, Streptophyta, Magnoliopsida, Poales, Poaceae. Gene Ontology annotation, molecular function: protein binding.